Camelina sativa (false flax) is the source of this 1383-nucleotide messenger RNA. RefSeq names its product protein DUF642 L-GALACTONO-1,4-LACTONE-RESPONSIVE GENE 2. The record is from RefSeq and is a predicted model, not a curated record. Gene Ontology annotation, cellular component: plant-type cell wall. Lineage: Eukaryota; Viridiplantae; Streptophyta; Magnoliopsida; Brassicales; Brassicaceae.
UUGCUAAUUACAUUUUACACUCAUCUCUUCUCUCUCUCUCUCGGCGUCCUUCAUUAUGGGAGGUGUCACCGUCGUAUUUUUCUUCCUUCUUCUCAUCGCCACCGCCACGGCCGCCAAGCCCGGCUUCUCCUUCCGUGACGGUAUCUUACCAAACGGCGACUUCGAGCUAGGACCAAAACCAUCAGACAUGAAAGGAACAGAAGUGGUGAACAAGCUGGCGAUACCAAACUGGGAAGUCACAGGGUUCGUCGAGUACAUUAAAUCAGGACACAAACAAGGAGACAUGCUCCUCGUCGUUCCCGCCGGUAAAUUCGCGGUGAGGCUUGGGAACGAAGCGUCGAUCAAGCAAAGGCUUCGAGUGGUGAAAGGAAUGUAUUACUCGCUCACUUUUAGCGCUGCUAGGACUUGUGCUCAAGACGAGAGGCUUAACAUAUCUGUUUCACCCGACUCCGGUGUGAUCCCGAUACAGACUGUGUAUAGUAGUAGUGGGUGGGAUUUGUAUGCUUGGGCGUUCCAAGCCGAAAGUGACGUUGCCGAAGUUGUGAUUCAUAACCCAGGUGUUGAGGAAGAUCCAGCUUGUGGUCCUCUCAUUGAUGGUGUUGCUAUGAGAUCUCUUUACCCUCCAAGACCAACCAACAAGAACAUAUUGAAAAAUGGAGGAUUUGAGGAAGGUCCAUUAGUACUACCUGGCGCGACAACAGGAGUUUUGAUCCCACCGUUCAUUGAAGACGAUCACUCUCCUUUACCAGGUUGGAUGGUCGAGUCUCUCAAAGCGGUCAAGUACGUAGAUGUAGAACACUUCUCAGUCCCACAAGGUCGCCGAGCCAUUGAGCUUGUAGCGGGCAAAGAGAGCGCCAUCGCUCAAAUCGUUCGGACAGUCAUUGGGAAGACUUACGUGCUGUCUUUCGCUGUUGGAGACGCCAACAACGCUUGCAAAGGAUCAAUGGUGGUAGAGGCUUUUGCAGGUAAAGAGACACUUAAGGUCCCUUACGAGUCGCGUGGCACAGGAGGGUUCAAACGAGCUUCUAUCCGGUUUGUGGCGGUUUCGAACCGAUCUAGGGUUAUGUUUUACAGCACUUUCUAUUCCAUGAGAAGCGAUGAUUUCUCGUCAUUGUGUGGACCUGUCAUCGAUGAUGUCAAGCUUAUAAGCGUUCGUAAACCAUAGAUGAAUCACAAAAUCCUAAUACAAAAAGAUGCAGCGUGUGUGGGCUUUUUUAUUUUUACUUAAAUUUGUCUUUGGUGUGUUUUCUAUAGGCAGAUGGGGGCCUUGCUUAUAUUGUUUUUUCUUGUAUGACAAGGCAAAAGAAACGUUGCCGUUACUUAUCUUAUGUAUGUAGGCCUUUUAAAAAAUUUAUAUGGAGAGUUCGUUACAAACUUUACAAA